GCUCCUUCCAAUCCCUACCCUCCCUUAUUCCCAUGGUGCCCCGCGCUUUCGGAGCCAUCGGCGGCAAAGUCGAAGAAAAUGGCGGAGGGUAGGCGAAUUAAAACAAGGCUCCGGAGUUCCAGUCAAAUUACACCAUUGUCAGAUCAGAGUUCCUCUUCUGAAAGAAAAUAUCACAGAAAUCAGAAGCUUGGAAACCCUGAGACCAUCACUAAGCAGGAAGGAGCCCCAAAAACGAGCAGCUUCCAGGCUCGGCGCAGUGCCAGGCUAAACCCUGGUGUGUGUGCCGAUACUAGUGUGAUCUCUCCAGAACGUGCCAGUGUCAGCCCAAACUCCCAAGGAAGGAUGACCCUUGUCAACCCUGCUGAAGAAACUGGGGUCAGUAAGCCACCAUCUGCCAGCAAGCGGCUCAAGAAAAGUCCACAGUCACGAUCACUAUCCUGGCGACGCUCCAGUUUCAAGGGUGGUAAAGGGCGAAAAUCCCUCCCACCAAUCCACCAUGAUGCAACAGACAUUUUUGAGGGUAUCAGCACAGAUCUGCCUGAGGACGAAAGACUGGCACUGCUGUUUCAUGCAUGUUUAGAGUAUACUUUGCAAAAGCUGCAACGCUCCUUGGAGCCACAAGAGGCCUUCAAUCUGGAAGCCUUUCAAAAGCAAGCCUCUGAUAUUUCCAAUGACGUGAAACGCAUUGUGGAGACUAUGAAACUAGACGGGACUCUGAAGCAAUGCACAGAGAAACCAAAUGACGUUCUUCUCAAUUCAGAAACUGAGAUGCUGAUGAAGCAGCUAAAGGAUGACAUUUCCAGAUUAACUGUUGAGUGCAAAGCUUGGGACCACCUGCUGGAAGUCUAUCACCAAAAAGCAGAACAUGCAUCUCAUGAUUUGGAGAAAGCCAAAGUGGCUGGAGGAAUGUUUGAACCAAUCGCUUUGGAAAAUUCUCAAAUAAAUGUGAUCAGGACAAAGCCAGACUACCAGAGUUUUCUGAAUGAGGAUGUGUCCGUUCUCCAGAAUAUGGAAUGUAUAAUGGACCAGCUGCAACUAACCAUGAACAUGAUUACUCAAGCCAAACAGGAAUGGGAUUCCUGUCUGAAAAAUAUAUCCAAAAAACUGGCAUCCAGAACAUUCAAAGGGCUGGAAGAAUGUCCGGUACAGAAAUUCCUAACAGCUACCAAGGAGUAGUGAAGAGAACUGAGAUGGCCAUUAUUGGGUUGAGAGGAGAUCUUCUCAUUGGAUUUUUAAUGCCUGUGGCAGUGGCCUGCAAGACACUUUACUCACCUGGACUUUGCUCAGGAUCUCACCUGGGAUUUUACCACUUUUUGCACCUUUUGCUGCAAUUUGAGGCUAGAUGUAUUUUCUACUCCCCUUGCCCCAGUUUAGAGUUCAGCAGUGAAAGGCAGUUCUCACCCAGUCUAGCUUUUAGUUUCACAGAUUCUGAGCAGGUGGUGAGUGAUUUAGGAGGCAGCAGGGCUGGUCCUAAUGAUGUGGCUGUACAAGAAUAUCAAGUAGGCUCAGGUAUUUGCCCAGUUGUGAAAUCUGUGGUAUAUUAUCCUGCCGAUGCUUACUGGCCAGGUUUCUGUUGAGAAUGGUCGUUUGGGACCAACAUGUGAAAGAACUGUGGGAGCCUUUGACACAGAGGAUUAAUGCAUUUGUGGCAGCAGGAGAUCAGAAAGAGACUGGAUUGAUGUGUUGUGUUUAAAUGAGUUCAAACCUAUGGGAAAGUCUGCCUCUCAUGGCAAUGUAUUUGGGUUUUGGUAACUGACUACCAGCGCAGCUGCUACCAUUUUGAAGUGAAAUGGGCCAAUGAUCUUGUGAAAACCUACAGCAUCCUAUUGCAAAAUUAGAAAUGAAUAGUUUUGCACAUGAAUGGAAAGUACUCGUGAGCACCUUGAGUCUUUUCUUUCGUGUAUGUGCUCCUGUCUGGCAAUGCAUCUAUACAUAGUCCAACAGGUCCCACUGCAGUUGUGAGUGCACUUUGACAGUCUUUCAUCUGAGCCUUACAUGUUGAUGUCCAGUUAUGAAGGUUGGUAUAGUAAUGGAAUAAUUUAGUUGAGAUCAUGUGCUUUUGUCAGCCUGAAUCUCAACUAAAUGCAAAACCGAGUAGGACUGAAAGCUGUAAUCAACCCAACUUAAUUUUGAAGUUUAAUUCAGGCAGAAGUAAGGAAUUACAUUUUAACAUCAGUUUUAUACUAUGUUUUGUGCUUGUUACUUACGGUGAGAAAUUUGAGAAAUUUCUGGAAGGUAAUUUUCAUCGUUUUGGGUAGACAUUUUUAUUGGUAAAUGGUGAAUGUUUUCUGAGCAUUAACUGGUCAGGACAGUUUGCAUUGAAUGUAAAAAUAGUUACAGUUUAAGGAUAAAUCUGACCAAUUCAACUUCAGUUACUAGAUGGUUCUAUGACAAGAAACAUGGGAGGGUUUCACGCCCUUGGGAACUUCCAACCUGGUUUGCUCAUCUGAUAUAAAAGUCAGUAUCCACAUUAUAGGAGUGAAGCACUGAGAUACUCGCCCAAGAAUUGUCAGUGUUUUGGUAGUGAGUGAUUAUGGCUUCAAUCUGUCCCUGUUUCUUAUUAGCUGGAGAUUAUUGGCCCAUUUCUAUCGUCCAUAUUUUCAAACAUUUGUUCCUGAGCUUUCUGUGUCUGGUCUGUAAAUUGUAUAGUAGAUUGUACAUUAAAGUAUAAUUUCCACAAAGUUUA
This is a messenger RNA of Stegostoma tigrinum, 2686 nucleotides long. Its product is annotated as kinetochore-associated protein DSN1 homolog. The transcript is spliced from 12 exons. Gene Ontology annotation, cellular component: MIS12/MIND type complex. Lineage: Eukaryota; Metazoa; Chordata; Chondrichthyes; Orectolobiformes; Stegostomatidae. Bases 79 to 1176 code for a protein of 365 amino acids. The record is from RefSeq and is a predicted model, not a curated record. Gene Ontology annotation, biological process: cell division; mitotic sister chromatid segregation.